UCGAACAUUCCGACAGCCCCUGAAGGCAGCGCCGUGCAGCGGUGAGAAGCAGCGCGAGGAGGAGAAGGAAGGAGAUGGCCGACUAGAGCCAACGUUACCUCUGCUACAUCGUUGACGAGAUUUCCUAUACACAACACAUCUGCAAAUUUGGAGUGGCAAGAGGACGUGUUAAAUCUUUCACUCCUCUCCCACAAUGGCAGAACAAAACAGCAACGUCAGAUAUCAGGAGCUGGUGAAUGAGGAGGAACCGGCCCAGCCUACCCAAGAGGGUGCUGCCCAGGACGCCCCCCCACCCUACAGCAGUAUCGCUGCAGCAAAUGCAGCGUUCUUUGAAUACAAGGAAGAUGGAAGCAGAUUUCCAAACCCUCCCUCCUACAGUGUGGCCACCACUCUGCCCUCCUACGAUGAAGCUGAGAGGAGCAAAGAGGAGGCCGCAAUCCCCCUGGUCACUGGCAGAGUCACGGAGGACGACUUUGUGGCCAGAGAUGACUUUGAAGACGCUGACCAGCUGCGAAUAGGAAACGACGGCAUCUUCAUGCUCACCUUCUUUAUGGCAUUCCUCUUCAACUGGAUCGGCUUCUUCUUGUCGUUCUGUUUGACAACCUCAGCCGCCGGCAGAUACGGAGCCAUCUCCGGCUUCGGCCUGUCCCUCAUCAAAUGGGUUCUUAUUGUCAGGUUUUCUACCUACUUCCCGGGUUACUUUGAUGGGCAGUACUGGUUGUGGUGGGUGUUCCUGGCCCUGGGCUUCAUGCUGUUCGUCAGAGGCUUUGUUAACUACUCCAGAGUGCGCAAGCUGGCCGACCCCGCCUACGCCACUCUGCCCCGAACAAGGGUCCUCUUCAUCUAUUAGAGGAUGUAGGAAGUGGCAGGACUGGGCGAGACCAACAUGAACAGUGACUCUGAGAAGAGUUUACGAUUUGAAGUGAAGACACUCAGCCAGAAAUCAGCCUGACGAGUCAUAGAUGAAGACGACCCUCCGUGAAAUAUUCAGGAAUUAUAUCACUUUGUUUUAUUUUGUUUUGAAACUUUGUUAAUGGAAAAUGGUUAACAGUAAUAGUCCCUUGAUGUACUCAUUAGUGGCGAAUGUUAAGUGCUAUUUACAUCUGUCUGUAAUGUAUAAGUAAUGCCUUAUAUCAUUUGAAAGUAGCGUUCGAGCAUGCGUCUGCCCUUAAGGUCCAUACAUAGGGAGCGUCUCAUGUUGGUGACACUUGAAGCCAACAGGUUUUUAAUUAUUACCAGAAUAGGUUUACCACAGCAUGCAACUCUGUAAUCUGCACUAAUUAUGGUUUCAUCGUGACUAUUAUAGGCUGUCUUUGGAUAACACGUACACUUAAAAAGCAAGCUUUCAUUAGGCUGUAAAUGCUGAUCUAGCACAUAUUUCACUCACCUGUUGGCUUUAAGUGGUGUUGCUCUUCUGUUUGGCCAGGUGGGGGCAGUGUUGUCCGCUGCUUUUAGAAACUGUUCAUUGAGGGCAUGGUCAUAAUGAAUCAUACAUGCUUGUGAUUGAAGACAUAGUCAGUAGAGUUCAUUAAAAUGACAUGCAUGUAUCAGAAGUUAUGAUCUUGCCCGUUUGCUAUUAUGUUAAGCAUACAUUAAAUCAGGCAAAACAAAAACCUGGAAAUGGAAUUUAAUUUGCAAAUCUGAUUUUAGAUGAUCAAGUUCCAGAUUUUAAACAUGACCAAACCAGACAGGAGACAGCCAGAAAUGCCAAGCAACAAACCCCUGAGCGUUUUAGGUUGACAUUGAAGCGAUGCGGAGUUCUUGGUCAGUGACAGGCAGCGGCUAAGAUGAUUUUUAUGGGCAUGCGAGCACAUUUUAUGGUCCAUGUCCUCAAAAAGCUCAUGUAACAGCCUGACCUUUCCAUGACUCGUUACUGAGUCAGCAUCCCGUUCAUUGUUGGUGGAAAAGCUCAGAACAGUCUGCGCUGUCUGGGUUUCAGCCAUUAAUGAUCUCGCUCAGACACUUGGAUCAAAUCAUCUAAAAAUAAUUCCAAUUCCAUUUUCAGGUUGUGCUUUUGCCUUAAGAUUUAAUGGACAGAUUGGGAAGGGAAGUCUGUUUUUCUCAUCAUUUCUUAUUCUUUUUAAAAUGAUUAAUAAGGUGUAUGAUGUUAGCUUUGUUGUGGGUAUCAAACUAUAUCGAAGAAUGUUGUAUGCAGGUGCACUUUUAGAAACAUAACUAAUAAAACCCAGAGGGUGUUCCAUCAUUGUUUUGAAUCACAGAUAUAUAAAUCAAUAUUCAGUAAGGAGAAGGUUUUCCAACCACCGUUGUCAAUGGAUUUUAGCCUAGUCGGUUAUCUUCAUACUUCUGCCAUGGCUUUGACACAGACCCAUUUAGCUUAUUUCUAUGUGAUGUAGAGCUACCACCUUGGGGUUUGGUUGUUAUGAAACUGUACAAAGUUUGUGUAGUGUUAAAUAAAUGUCACUUUUAAUGCAUUA
Eleginops maclovinus (Patagonian blennie) is the source of this 2435-nucleotide messenger RNA. Its product is annotated as NEDD4 family-interacting protein 1-like. The record is from RefSeq and is a predicted model, not a curated record. NCBI's taxonomy places the organism in Eukaryota, Metazoa, Chordata, Actinopteri, Perciformes, Eleginopidae. Gene Ontology annotation, molecular function: WW domain binding. Bases 194 to 850 code for a protein of 218 amino acids. Gene Ontology annotation, cellular component: Golgi apparatus; perinuclear region of cytoplasm; endoplasmic reticulum. Gene Ontology annotation, biological process: metal ion transport; vacuolar transport; ubiquitin-dependent protein catabolic process. The transcript has 8 exons.